Messenger RNA from Theobroma umbraticum, 902 nucleotides. RefSeq names its product Ribosomal protein L23/L15e family protein. Gene Ontology annotation, cellular component: ribosome; cytosolic large ribosomal subunit. Gene Ontology annotation, molecular function: structural constituent of ribosome; RNA binding. Gene Ontology annotation, biological process: cytoplasmic translation. The record is from RefSeq and is a predicted model, not a curated record. NCBI's taxonomy places the organism in Eukaryota, Viridiplantae, Streptophyta, Magnoliopsida, Malvales, Malvaceae.
UCAGCUCGCUCCUUCUGUAAACGAAAACCCUAGCCACUCUCUGCGCAGCUCGCUAAUGGGGGCUUACAAGUACGUUUCGGAGCUAUGGAGGAAGAAGCAGUCCGAUGUAAUGAGGUUUUUGCAGAGGGUGAGGUGCUGGGAAUACCGCCAGCAUCCAUCAAUCGUUAGGGUCAACCACCCUACGCGUCCUGACAAAGCACGCCGCCUGGGUUACAAGGCCAAGCAGGGUUUUGUGGUUUAUCGUGUCCGUGUUAGGAGGGGUGGUCGGAAGAGGCCAGUUCCCAAGGGUAUUGUCUAUGGGAAGCCCACAAACCAGGGUGUUACCCAAUUGAAGUUCCAGCGCAGCAAGCGAUCUGUUGCAGAGGAGCGUGCCGGUCGAAAAUUGGGAGGUCUCAGGGUUGUUAAUUCAUACUGGAUCAAUGAGGAUUCUACUUACAAGUACUUUGAGGUUAUCCUGGUUGAUGUUGCACACAAUGCUAUCCGCAAUGAUCCAAGGAUUAACUGGAUCUGCAAUCCUGUCCACAAGCACAGGGAGCUUCGAGGGCUCACAUCUGCUGGUAAGAAAAACAGGGGUCUACACGGGAAGGGUCACUUGUACCACAAGAAUCGGCCUUCUCGCAGGGCAACCUGGAAGAGGAACAACACUCUCUCCCUUCGUCGCUACCGUUGAGUUUAGUGGUUUGCUUAGGCUUAUUAUUGCCUCCCUUGUUGAUUUUAUGAGUCAUAAUUUUCUGUUUGAAAUUUUGGAGGUUCAAAUUUUUGGAAGUUUAAUAUAUUUUAAGUUUCAAAAAUGGAGUCUUUAAGUUUGCAUGGAAUUUAUUUUUGCUUGAGAUGUGAAUUUCUAAAUUUAUAUGUUAUGGGAUUAUCAUAAUAACUCUGUCAAUUUCCCCAUUUUGAUUUCA